Messenger RNA from Exophiala mesophila, 4197 nucleotides. RefSeq lists its product as uncharacterized. The record is from RefSeq and is a predicted model, not a curated record. Gene Ontology annotation, molecular function: ATP hydrolysis activity; single-stranded telomeric DNA binding; double-stranded telomeric DNA binding. The transcript has a single exon. Gene Ontology annotation, biological process: telomere maintenance via recombination; double-strand break repair; telomere maintenance via telomerase. NCBI's taxonomy places the organism in Eukaryota, Fungi, Ascomycota, Eurotiomycetes, Chaetothyriales, Herpotrichiellaceae. The coding region runs from base 148 to 4068 and encodes 1306 amino acids. Gene Ontology annotation, cellular component: condensed nuclear chromosome; nucleus; Mre11 complex.
CUCACCCAUGUAUUGAAAAGAAGAAAUUCUGAGCAUUAGUGAGGUGGUCUUAGGAAAGAAUACUGAUGCCAACGCCUGACGGAUUAAAGGGGUUUUGUUUCUCCCAUUGAUUUACCCCAUUGCUCGAAGGUCAAGAACACUUUCAACAUGUCCCGUCUCCUUCAGAUGUCCAUUGCGGGCAUCCGUUCAUUUCCCCCGGACAAAAAUGAAGUCAUCAAAUUUGACGACAGCCCCCUCACCCUCAUUGUCGGUUUCAACGGCUCCGGCAAAACCACCAUCAUUGAAUGCCUCAAGUUCGCCUUCACUGGUAUGCAGCCACCAAACACCAAGGUGGGGGGUGCUUUUGUCCAUGAUCCCAAAAUGAGAGGCGAGAGCACUGUGCUUGCUUUAGUCAAGGUCCAAUUCACAGCAUCUGACGGAGCCAAAAUGGUUGUUGCUCGCCGCUUACAGCUUCAAGUGAAAAAGGCUUCUCGUUCCCUCAAGACUCUGGAGGGCUCCCUGAGAACUGUCCAUAAUGGUGAAACAAUCACCACUUCAUCUCGAGUGGCUGCACUGGAUCAGUUAAUGCCUCUAGCCUUGGGUGUCUCGACUGCGGUUCUCGACAAUGUGAUUUUUUGCCACCAAGACGAGAGCCUCUGGCCGUUGAGUGACCCUGCAACACUGAAGAAGAAGUUUGAUGAGAUUUUUGAGGCGCAGAAGUACACCAAAGCCAUCGACAAUAUCAAAACCAUCCGAAAGUCUCACAACGAAGAACUAGCCAAGUACAAGAUCCUCGAGGAGCACGCAAAAGCAGACAAAGAUCGUGCAAUCAAAGCUCAGAAAAACGCAGAACGUCUGCAGCAAGAAGUUGAAACCCUACGAUCGCGAGUCGAAGAUCACAAUGUCCGUAUUACCAAAGCCCGCAAGCUAGCUGAUGAGGCAUGGAGGAAAGGCGAGGAAUAUGCAAAAAUUCUAGGGUCACUUGAAGGCAAGCGAAUUGAGGCACGAGGCAAGAGAGAAACCAUCGAUGGCUUGAGAAACGACCUAGAAGAAGUUCCAGAGUCGGACGAAUGGCUCCAGAACACCUUGAGACAAUUUCAAACUCGACAACAAGAGCUGAAAGAAGAUAUGCAAGAGAAACAAGAGAAGUACAUUGACCUGCAGGACAUGCUAAAAAUGCUGGGCCAACAGAAGGAAGAACAGACCAGAUAUCAGGGCAAGUUCGAACAAGAGAGGGAUGAACACGAACGACAAGUUCGCUCUCGCAGAGAAACCGUCAAGAAACUUGCCGCAAAGCAUCAAAUCCGAGGUUAUGAUGACAUGGAUGACGAAGUCCUGGUUGAAGAGUUUCGUUUGAAGAUCAGAAAGAUGGCCAAGGACCAAACAAUGGCCCUUGAAAGAGUCAAGGCCGAGAAUACGGCAGAAAGAUCGGAAGCUUCAAGUCUUGUGAACCGAUUGACCGAAAGAAAGCGGGCCCUUCAAGAAAAUAAAGUCGGCAUCAAGCGACAAAUCGAUACUAACGACCGCGAAGCAGCCGGAUUUCAACGAAAUGUGGAUGGGAUCAAGGUCGAUGAAGGAACCAGAGCCAUUGUUGAAUCCAGGAUUGAAGAUUUGAACAAGAAGUUGGAACAGGCUCGCCAGGCUGCUCGAGAGGCUGAUUGGGACAAGAAAUUGUCCGACAUGGGCAUUGAACUUCACACCCACGAAGAAACACAUUCACGGCUGAAUGAUGAACUAGUACAGUCGAUGGAACGGGCCAAUGACUUUGCCAAAGUGUCGCAUUUGAAGCAGGAACUCAAAGACCGGCAACGCAGCUUGAAGACAUUGCUCGACACACACGGUGGCCGUGUGAGCCAGAUUGUGAGCCAAGAAUGGAAUGCUUCCAAUAUCGAGGGCAUCUACCAGGAUGUAUUAAACAAUGCCCACAAGGAAGCAACGUCCGCCACACGUGAGAGGGACGACGUUGCCCGGGAUCUGGAGCAUGUUCAAUACAAGCUCAAAACGCUCCGGGACGAUCUUUCUGGAAAGAAAGCGCAGGUCAGUAAGAACGAUAAACAAAUACGACUCGUUGUCGAAGGAGGCGCAGAAGAAUACGAAGAGGCACUACGGAACGCUGAAGCGGAGGUAGAUGUUGCUCGCGACGACAGCAUGGGGUUUGCGGGUCUUCAUGACUACUUGCAAAAGAUUCUAGAGACCGCUGAUGGCCCCAGCCCUGCCUGUCGUACCUGUCAACGAGGAUUCAAAAAGGAAAAUGAUCCCCAUCUCCCCAAAAUGAGACGUCGAAUCACAGAUUUGAUUGAGAAGACGAAAUCACAGAUUGAUGCAGCCAAUGUGAAGGAGUUGGAAGUUCAGUACAGACGCCUCUUGGACCUCGGCACGGCCGUGGAGACCUGGAAAAAGCUUGUCGAGGUCGAAAUCCCUCAUGUGGAAGGACAAGUCGCGGAUCUUACAGAGCAGCGAGAGAAGCUGGUCGGCAAGAUUGAGAAGCAUGAUAAGAUCGUUGAGCAACGCGAGGAGGCGAAGCGCGACGUUGAAUCUAUUGGGCGGACAAUCACUUCGAUAUCUCAAAGCGAUCGAGCGAUUAGCGCAUUCACCAAAGAUGUUGAGGAUCUAUCUGCCAAGCAAGGCCAUGUCAAUAAUGGACGGACGCUAUCAGAAAUCCGUGAAGCCAUCACGACUGCGACAGACAAGAUGAAAGGUGCACAGAACCAGAUUGCACGCCUGCGGAGCGAACAGGAGCAAUCGCGCAGCAACAUCUCUAGCAUGGAGAUUGAAUUGCGUGAGAAAAGAGGCGAAGUUGACCGGAUUGACUAUCAGCUGUCGACCAAAGCUGGUUUCGUCAAGCGAGUGGAAGAAAAUCGCGACAAGAACAGGAAGCUGCGCGAGAACCUGGAUGAACUUGAUCGUGACGUUGAAGGCUUGGACCCUGAGAUCUCGACGGCGAAUGCCAAGUACGAAGAUAUUGAUCAACGAUCACGAGUAAGAGAGAGAGAGCUAUCCCUCGAGUUAUCUGAAGUCAACGCGAGUGUUCAUGAACUCAAUAUGCUCAGUGACCUCAUCCAGGCGUACAAAGACCGCGGCGGGCCGAGUCAACUUGGUCAGGUCAAGCGCGAGCUCGACCGGAUCGAAGGGCAAAUCAACGAGGCGAAAGCUGACCAAGGGAAUCUGACACAAGAGAUGAACCUGAUCAAUGAUCGAAUCCGAGACGCAGACGCAACUCGCAGAAAGUACUCGGACAAUCUGCGGUACCGGCACGAGAGCCGAUCACUUGAGAGGUUGGAGGAAGAGAUUCAGGAGUUGUCCAGUCGCAAUGCAGAGGUUGACCGAAGCAAGUUUGAACGCGAGUCGGACAAAUACACCAAGGAGCACAACCGUCUGAGCGCGGAGCAGUCGGGACUGAUGGGUGAGAUGAAAUCUAAGGACGCACAACUAGGCGAUUUGUUGCGAGACUACGAGAUCGACCUAAAGGACGCCCCGGGGCGAUACAAAGAAGCUCAUAUCAAGGUGGAGGUAACCAAAGCGGCGGUUGAAGAUUUGGCACGGUACGGAGGAGCUCUCGACAAGGCAAUCAUGAAGUACCACGGACUCAAGAUGGACGAAAUCAACAAGAUUGUCGAGGAGCUUUGGCGAGCCACAUACCAGGGGAGUGACAUUGACUCGAUUGCGAUCCGGGCAGACAAUGAAACGGGACGUCUGAACCGAUCGUACAACUAUCGGGUGGUGAUGGUGAAAAGAAACGUGGAGAUGGACAUGAGAGGACGAUGCAGUGCAGGACAGAGAGUUCUCGCCAGUAUCAUCAUCCGAUUGGCGCUGGCGGAAUGUUUCAGCUCAAAAUGUGGCAUCAUUGCCUUGGACGAACCAACGACCAACCUUGACCGAGAAAACAUCGAGAGCCUUGCCCGUUCACUGUCCGAGAUUAUCAAGUAUCGGCGGGAGCAAUCUAACUUUCAACUACUGGUGAUUACACAUGACGAAGACUUCCUGCGGUCGAUGGACUGUGGACAAUUCACAGACUACUACUACCGGGUUUCGAGAAAUAGCAAUGCAGACUCGAUCAUCGAGCGGCAGCGCAUUGCAGAGGUUCUCUAAAAGUGGCAACCUUUGUGUGUAUGUUGUCUUGGGUUGGUAGGAGACGAGAGACAACAUGCCACGGAUGCCAAUAAUAAUCGCAGAUAGGUAGAUACCUAAGAUGUAGCCUGAGGAUACGAAUGGAUAGAC